This is a messenger RNA of Peniophora sp. CBMAI 1063, 672 nucleotides long. Lineage: Eukaryota; Fungi; Basidiomycota; Agaricomycetes; Russulales; Peniophoraceae. The record is from the annotation of a GenBank genome assembly.
AUGUAUCGAGCGACCUUAUUCUCGCAGCUCACGAGGCUUCAACGCGACGAUUCGGUCCCCGCGUCGGCAUCCUGUUCAUGCCACCGAUGCGACCCGCCUCAAGAUAGUCUCGGCCAUUCGUCGACGCUACCAGAGACUAGCCAUUCUGCCACUGAUGAUGUUAGUGAGCAAGUUGAGGAUGAAGAUGAGGACGAGGAUGAAGAGGAUAUGGCACUGUACGCGAGCCUGUCUGAGAGGUUCAUGAAGCAGAGACGUGAAGAGAGAGAAAAGGCCAUUGCAGACGGAUGGGAUCCGGAUUCAACGCAGUAUCAGUUAUUCAGAUUGCAAAAGAUGUGGGGUAUCGUGGGAGCGCCUGUACUGAACUCACUCGGUCUUACCGAGCGCGAGCGCGACUCGGGGCUCGAAUGGAUGCGUGAAUUCGGGAGCCUCGACUUCGAUAAUGACGUGGACGACUCGAGCAAGCUCGAGUGGUACGAGAACAUCGAAGCGGUGGGCAUCUUGCCCGAAGAAGAUUGGAGCGACAACGACUCAAUGCCGAGCCUGGGUGAUCUCGAUGAGGAUCUAGUCCGCCGCCGUCGGUGUGCGCCCGCCCGUCGUAAGCGCCACCAACGUCGCGGUCAGACACCUGAGUUUGUGCGAAGGAUGACGGUAUUGCGCUGGGAUCGGUCUUGA